Opisthorchis viverrini is the source of this 594-nucleotide messenger RNA. RefSeq lists its product as hypothetical. The transcript is spliced from 3 exons. NCBI's taxonomy places the organism in Eukaryota, Metazoa, Platyhelminthes, Trematoda, Opisthorchiida, Opisthorchiidae. Bases 1 to 594 code for a protein of 197 amino acids. The record is from RefSeq and is a predicted model, not a curated record.
AUGGGCAAAGUUAUCAGCUGUCAGGGUUGCCACGUCUUGCUACAGUCCCAUGCACUAUUUUCAGCCCGCGAAUACUGUUGGGGGGUGGAAAUAAAUUAUGUUCACUUCCUGCAUAUUCGUUCAGCUGUAACAUCUUUUCGGUGCCUAGCUACCAUACCACCCGAAGGAAGCACGAGUGCUGGGAUACUGCCAGGUUGCCCGAGCCUAGACAAGGGAAGUCGAGAGACACGGAUCUUCCGCGAAUAUACACUCAUUUGCAAAUUACUUUGGUUUUUCGAGAGACCCACCUGGAACCCAGAUGAAUCUCUCGUUUGUGAUGUUCUCAGGCAACUGAAUGUGCUGCACCAAGUUGCCUCAUGUUUCAGUCGCUACGAUAUUCGAUAUAUCGCGAUACAUGUGUAUCUUUGUAAUGUACUACUCAUAAGGUUGAUGAAAAUCCGUCGACAGCCCACGACCGGUUUCGCCCUUCCACUUCGGGCUCAUCAGUCUUUCUCGUCAUCUUUGAAACCCGAAGCUGGAAGUCCCGAACACCAGACAUGCGAACACGUUGUUAUCUCCACGAUCAUUUUUAGGAAAUGUCACCGCGUGCUUUAG